Molecule: messenger RNA, 2793 nt
Organism: Phalaenopsis equestris
Lineage: Eukaryota; Viridiplantae; Streptophyta; Magnoliopsida; Asparagales; Orchidaceae
Product: protein NLP1-like
Molecular function (GO): DNA-binding transcription factor activity; protein binding
Source: RefSeq, a predicted model, not a curated record
UUAGCUGUAGAUAGAUUUUUUUCUGAUGAGGCUUAUGCGAUUGCUAAUAGUGCUCUGUUUAGGGUUUUCAUCUGCAUCUCUUGCUGGAAGCAGUUACUCUCCAAAUCAAUCCUCGAAUCUGUUGGCGAUUUCGUUUUUCUUAAUCUUCAAGGAUUGUUGGAGAGUCCACGUUACUCUGAUCAUUUAGGCACUUUCUCUUCAAGGAGCCCCUUAGCCUCACCGGCAUUUUCGCCACUUAUAGAACUCAACAACAUUGUGUCCAAUCCAGUCAUCCCUGAUACUAAGAUCCAAGAAGGAGAAGAAGAAACAGAAAAAUCUUUUAUUUUUCCAAAUCCUGCUCAGAAUGGAACCCAAAGAGAUGAUGGAGGUGAAUCUAUUAAUCCUGGAGAGACAAAUUCAACACCUGUUCUUGACAGCAAGCAAUGGAUUCAGCCAAGCAUACCAAUUUCCUUACAGGAAAGGCUCACAUAUGCUCUUAAUCGAAUAAGAGAAUCUCAAGCCUGUGGGAAUGUUCUGGUUCAAAUAUGGAUUCCUGUAAUAGUGGGAGAAAGAUGCUUUCUCUCCACAUUCGGACAGCCAUUCAUCCUUGACCAAAAUUGCCACAAUCUCAUACAAUAUAGAACAGUUUCGAUGAACUAUCGGUUUGCUGCUGAAAAGAAUUCAACUGAUGCGGCGGGAUUGCCCGGCCGGGUUUUCGCGAGGAGAGUGCCGGAAUGGACACCGGAUGUUCGAUAUUUUGCCAGCCACGAGUUUCCCCGUGUCAUGGAUGCUCAGAGAUGCAACGUUCGUGGCACAAUUGCACUUCCUAUAUUCGAGAUGAACAGCCAUUUGUGCUUAGGUGUUGUGGAAGUUGUCUCAACGGCGCAGAAGAUCAAUUAUCAUUCUGAUGUUGAGAGCAUUUGUAAUGCUCUUCAGGCUGUUGAUUUAAAGAUUUCAGACGAUCAUAGCAUUAAGUUUCUUAAGGCGAAGAACGAUUCCUACAUGGCCGCUUUACCAGAGAUCAUCGAACUCCUAAAGUUUGUCUGCGACAAACACAAAUUACCGCUCGCGCAGACUUGGAUUCCAUGUCUUCAGCAAGGCAAGAGUGGCAGCCCAGACAACUAUAGGGACUGUGUGUCCACCAUUGAUGAAGCUUGUUACCUGAACGAUCCUUCAGUGUUGGGAUUUCAUGAGGCCUGCUCUGAGCACCAUCUGUUUAGAGGCCAAGGCGUUACUGGCAAGGCUUUCACAACAAACCAACCAUGCUUCUCUCCGGAUAUUAAAGCUUUCAGCCAGAUGGAGUAUCCUCUAUCACACCACGCCAAAAUAUUUGAUUUACAGGCAGCUGUGGCGAUUCGCUUGCGAAGUAAUUGCGCCGGUACCACGGACUUCGUGCUGGAAUUUUUCCUACCAAUUAGUUGCAGAGAACCCGAGGAACAAAGGCGGAUGCUUGAUUCGUUGUCGAUCACUGUUCAGCAACUCUGCAAGAGUUUGAUGGUGAUCUCUACCAAGGAACUCGAUGAAGAGAAUUACUCGCGUGUUAGAUCUGUUGCGGCUCCCUUAUCUGGGUUUGUUGAGACUGAACCGUCUUGUAGUGCUAGUAUUAUUGAGUUAGAUCGUGAAGAAGAUGGGAGUUCUCCGCUUACUAGCAUGAGAUUGGAAUUCAGUAAUGAGAGUGAAAAACUGAGAUUUUCGGGUCAGCGGAAUCAAACGGAAGUGGCGAACUCUGCAGGGAAGUCGAUCUCAGAAUUUAAGCCGUACCAGGAAGAUUUGGCGGAUGAGAUGGGUGAUCAUAAAUAUAAUUUUCCUGGUGAAGUUACUACUGUAGGUUUUAGAAAAGCAACAGGGAAGAAGCGGACGAAGAUGGAGAAGACUGUCAGCAUGCAAGUUCUUCGGCAAUACUUUGCUGGUAGCCUGAAAGAUGCAGCUAGGAGCAUUGGUGUGUGCCCUACAACUUUGAAAAGGAUAUGUCGACAACACGGCAUAACUCGCUGGCCCUCACGAAAAAUAAAAAAAGUAGACCACUCCUUGAGAAAACUUCAAGUGGUAAUCGAUUCAGUUCAAGGCGGGGAAGGUACCUUCCCUUUUAGUACCUUUUACGAGAAUUUAACCGAGCCUUCGGGCCUCGAAACGAAUUCUUCAGAAAGAGACCUAUUGAGUCAAGUAGAAGUUAAGUGUAGUCCCUAUAUUUUCGCUUCAAACUCUGCUUCUUCAUCAGGCAGUCAAGUUUCGAGUUCAAGCCUCAGUGAUUCGAUCUGCUCGAGGCAAGUCACAGAUGCCUUACAACUUCAAAUUAAACACGAAGCAAAUAUGGAUGAGAGGCAGAUUAGCAGCCUUAAGAGACCACACAGCCUUGUAAAGCCGACUGUCUCAGCGCAACAGCCAUCGAAAUCUAUGGCUAAACCAAUGAUUCAAACGGGCAUCAGCGAGCGGCCUUCAUUAAUGAGUCAUCAGAACAUGCUCAGAGUAAAAGCAAUUUAUGGUGAAGAAAUGGUUAGGAUCAGAUUACAGCCUGAUUGGGGACUAAUGGAUUUGAGGAAAGAAAUAGCAAGCAGGUUUAAUAUGAGUGAUUCAAAUUCGAUAACUUUGAAAUACUUGGAUGAUGAUUCUGAGUGGAUCUUGUUAACAUGUGAUGCUGAUCUUGAGGAAUGUGUUGAUAUAUACAGGUCAUCAGGCGCUCAGAUUGUUAAAGUUUCUGUACAGUCUGCUUCUAACAAUUAAGUAAUGGUAGAUCUACAUACUUAGCCCAUAAUUCUUAUGUAUUUACAUAUCUAACCCCUAAACUUCAAUGAUAAUAAUGCAUGCAAAAGUGUA